AUGGUGGAUCAACUACACGUCUAUCUCUUCGGGGACCAGACGUUUGAGGUUUCCACUAAACUUCCGCCACUCCUUCACUGUAAGACCUCGCCACUGUUAGAGGCCUUCUUUGAGCAAGCGUACCACGCGCUUCGAUCCGAAAUUGCACAGCUCCCCGCUCGGGACAGAGACACCUACCCUCGCUUCUCGAGCAUCGCAGAGCUUCUAGCGUGGAGGAAUCGACAGGAAAGGCUCCAUCAGCCCAUUGAGACGACCUUGACUUGUAUCUACCAAUUAGCCCAAUUUAUCAGUGAGCAUGACGGAUUCGGACGUGCCUAUCCUUUCCCAAAGGAGACAUGCGUGUCCGGCCUAUGCACAGGCGCCCUGGCUGCGGCCGCAGUCAGUUGCUGCAACACCGUUUCGGAGCUUCUUCCAGUUGCUGUCCAGACCGUUGUCGUGGCACUUCGCACUGGACUUUGCGCGUUGAACGCCGCCAAGGCUGUCGAUCAGUCCGAGGAAAAUUGGUCCAUAGUGCUGGUUGGCCUUUCGCAGCAGGAGGUCUCGGACCGGCUGCAGGAAUUCUCCCAUUCGCACCGCCUUCCCAUCACUUCCCAGCCCUAUGUCAGCGCCUACGCCGAGAAUUGGCUGACAAUCAGCGGACCGCCUCGCAUACUGGGUCUUCUCCGUGACUUGGAGAACUUCACGACUGCUCAUCCACGCACAAUCCCCGUUUUUGCUCCAUAUCAUGCCCCACAUCUGUUCACGAAGGAAGACAUUAAGGCCAUCUUGUUGACAACGCCUGAAGGUGUCUGGGGCCGUUAUAGUGCGGUUCUACCAGUCGUUUCGAGCACCACCGGCCAACUGAUCGAAGGGGAUAACCUUCGACGUCGCUUGGAGGCAGCACUGGUUCAAAUUCUCUUGGAGCCUGUCCAAUGGCACCAGCUCACACAGGGGGUAGCCUCCGUCCUCUCUUCAAGUGGUGCAUCCCAGUUCACGAUCAGCCCAGUUGGCACAAAUGCCGACACAGCUCUGGGGGUUGCUCUCAACUCCACAGCGGGAUUGUCCAAUGGGGCUAUUCCGGAGAGAGUUCCUCGGACGACUCACAUCGAGGCUGAUCAUACUAAGCCCAUUGGUUCGACGGGUGGCUCAAAGAUCGCCAUCAUUGGCAUGUCGGGACGAUACCCCAGCGCCGAGAACAACGAAGAAUUCUGGGAUUUGAUCUUCCAAGGACUGGACGUGCAUAAAGUCGUCCCCGACCUUCACUGGAGCGCACAGACGCAUGUGGAUCUGACCGGAAAGAAGAAGAACACAAGUGCGACGCCGUACGGCUGCUGGCUGGACUCCCCUGCCGCAUUCGAUGCCCCAUUCUUCAACAUGUCUCCCCGCGAAGCACCACAGGUGGACCCAGCGCAAAGGAUUGCCUUGAUGACGGCUUAUGAAGCCAUUGAGCAAGCUGGCAUUGUCCCCGACGCAACGCCGUCGACUCGCAAGGAUCGCGUGGGUGUCUUCUACGGCGUGACCAGUAACGAUUGGAUGGAGACCAAUAGCGCGCAGAACAUCGACACCUACUUCAUCCCGGGUGGGAAUCGUGCAUUCAUCCCGGGCCGUCUCAAUUACUUCUUCAAGUUUAGCGGUCCAAGUUACAGCGUGGACACGGCCUGUUCGUCGAGCUUGGCAUCUCUCCAUGUGGCCUGCAACGCCUUGUGGCGAGGCGAUAUAGAUACUGCAAUUGCCGGUGGAACCAACGUUUUGACCAACCCGGAUUUUACGGCCGGAUUGGAUAGAGGACACUUUUUGUCCCGGACGGGCAACUGCAAGACCUUUGAUGAUGGUGCCGACGGAUAUUGUCGAGGCGAAGGAGUUGGCACCGUCAUCCUGAAGCGGCUCGAAGACGCAGUGGCUGACAAGGACCCAAUCCAUGGCCUGAUUCUCGGAACGUACACGAAUCAUUCCGCGGAGGCAGAAUCAAUUACGCGUCCCCAUGUCGGAGCCCAGAGAGACAUCUUUCAAAAGAUCUUGAAUAGCUCUGGAGUUGACCCUUACAGCGUCAGCUAUGUGGAGAUGCAUGGAACCGGUACCCAAGCGGGUGAUGCGAGAGAGAUGUCGUCCGUCCUGGAUACCUUCGCUCCCACGAAUACUCGUCACCAGCGGCAACCCGACCAGGCCCUUCACCUCGGCUCGGUGAAAGCCAAUAUCGGACAUGGCGAGGCGGCCUCUGGCGUGAGCGCCCUCACCAAGGUUCUGCUCAUGAUGCGAAAUAAUAUCAUACCUCCCCACUGCGGCAUCAAAACGAAGAUUAAUUCCAAGUUCCCGUCAGACAUGGAGUCGAGAAACGUGCACAUUGCAAGGCAGCCGAUUCCGUGGGGACGCGCUGGUAACGAGCCGCGCAGGGCCUUCGUGAACAACUUCAGCGCUGCGGGAGGCAACUCGGCGGUACUGCUUGAAGACAAGCCUGAAGAGGUUGAAAUAGAGGGGACUGAUCCCCGGACAACCCAUCUGGUUGCCGUUUCCGCCAGGUCCGCAGCUUCCAUGGCGGCGAACCUGAAGUCGCUGAUGGCGUACAUUGAAGGGCAGCAGGAUAAGCCACUAUUCCUGCCCCAGCUGUCGUAUACUACGACCGCUAGACGCAUGCACCAUCUCCAUCGAGUUAUGCUUGCUGGGUCAACAACAGAGGAAAUCAAGCGUCAUCUGGAAGCAGCAAUCGCCCGCGGCGAUGGCGCGACGAGACCGAAGUCGCCUCCGAAAAUGGUCUUUGCCUUUACAGGCCAGGGGGCGCAGUAUGUUGGGAUGGCCCGAACGCUCUAUCGAAGCUUCCGCCAGUUUCAGGAUGAUAUAUCCCGCUUUGAUGAGCUGAGUAAGGCCUUGGGCUUCGCAAGUUUCAAGGAGAUCAUCGUAGAUGAUUCGGGGAGGGACAUUCAGGAGUUCUCCCCUGUAGCGGUGCAGUUAGCCACCGUCUGCAUGCAAAUUGCAUUGUCCAGGCUGUUGAUCUCAUGGAAUGUCACGCCCGAUGCCGUUGUCGGCCACAGCCUUGGGGAGUACGCCGCCCUGAACGUUGCCAAGGUCCUCUCCGACGCAGAUACGAUUUUCUUGGUGGGCAAACGCGCGGAAUUACUGCAAAAGCGAUGCACACUUGGCACACAUAGUAUGCUGGUUGUCAAGGCCGGCAUGUCGGAGGUUCAGUCUGCUCUUGCUGGAGCAACUCAUGAGAUUGCAUGCGUCAAUGCUCCAGAGGAGACCGUUCUUGCAGGACCGAACGAGCAGGUCGAAGAGCUGCAACAGAUAUUGAGCGACAAAGGCUUAAAAUCCAAAAUCCUUUCCGUGCCUUUCGCCUACCACUCUUCUCAGGUCGACCCUAUCCUAGGCGAUUUGGAAGACGUCGCAGGCGGAGCAACGUUCCAGCAACCCGCGAUCCCAGUCAUAUCCCCACUCCUGACCAACGUGAUUGAGGAUGUCGGCAUUAUUGGACCCGAGUACCUGAGACGCCACUGUCGUGAGACUGUCAAGUUUGCGGAUGCCCUUCAGUCCGCAAAGGAAAAUGGAACAGUCAAGGACGGGUCCUUCGUGCUCGAGAUCGGACCACAUUCCAUCGUUACCGGAAUGGUGAAAGCGACCCUCGGACCUGCGGUGGCCGCCGUAGCAACCCUCCAGCGCAACAGAGAUGAUUGGAAAUCGUUGACCGACAUGCUCUCGUCUCUGUAUCGUGCUGGCAUUGAUAUUCGCUGGCACGAGUAUCACCGGGACUUUGCGGCGGCUCACAAAGUCUUGGAGCUGCCGGCAUACAAAUGGAACCUCAAGGAUUACUGGAUGCAAUAUACGCAUGACUGGUCCUUGCGCAAGGGUGACCCGCCUCUCGUCACCCCAUCGGUUGGACCCCUCGCGUCUACGACAAUUCACAAUGUGGUGGAGGAGAGCAUCGAUGCCAUCACUGUGGAGUCAGAUAUGGCACGGGCUGAUUUCAAUCCUCUGGUACAAGGCCAUGAGGUAGAUGGGGUUCCUCUAUGUACACCGUCUGUGUACGCCGAUAUCGCGCUUACCGUUGGCAAAUAUCUGCUCCAGCGCUAUCACCCUGAGAUGGAAGAAAGCCUGGUUGAUGUUUCGAACAUGACCGUGAUGAAAGCCCUGAUUGCAAAGCCGGAGGGCCCCCAACCACUGCGCACAUUUGUGACGGUGGACUGGGCAGCUAAGAAAGCGAAGGGGCGGUUCUGUUCUUUUGACAAGAAAGGCCAGCCAACUGUGGAGCAUGCCAACUGCGAGAUCCACUUCACUGAUAGAUCUCGAUUAGAGCAGCUGGAACAAACGGCUCACGAGAAAAAGGCACGGAUGGCGAGUAUGCGCAAGGAUCUGGAGAAUGGCCCGACACAACGGUUCAACCGAGCCAUGGUGUACAAGAUGAUCAGUCCACUCGCGCAGUUCCACAAGGAUUAUCGGCCUCUUGAUGAGGUUGUCAUGGAUAGCAACACCUAUGAGUGCGCCAGUCGGGUGAGUUUCAAGGGCGUUGAAACCGAGGGCACGUUCCACACCCACCCAGCUUACCUGGAUGGCCUCACCCAAGCUGGUGGGUUUGUCAUGAACUGCAACGACAGUAAUGAUCUAGAUGUGGAGGUCUUCGUCAAUCAUGGAUGGGAGUCUUUGCAGGUCUAUGAGCCUCUCAGUAAGGACCAGACCUAUUCGACCUUCUGUCAAAUGUCCGAGAGGGAUUCAAGAAAAUAUCAAGGGGACGUGACAGUGUUUGAUGAAAACUGGAGAGUUGUCGCCAGCUACAAAGGAAUUGUGUUCCAAGGUGUUCCACGAAGGGUCCUCCGGUUCUUCCUGACCGUCGACGGGGUCAAACCAUCUCGGGGUCAGCCGCAACAGAAGGGAAACGCAGAACCAGCACGGUCCGCAGUAACAGUAUCCAAGCCUUCCAUGCCCUCGGUUCCUGCUGUCAGCACCAAGACCAGAGGAGUCAAUGGCCCAGCCCCUGCCACCCGGUCAAAGCCUUCACUUGCCGAACCGGCUCUGAAGAUCAUCUCAGAAGAAAGCGGUCUCUCCCUGAGUGAUCUGACAGACGACUCCGUUUUCGCUGACAUUGGGAUCGAUUCCCUUCUCUCCUUGGUCAUCACCAGCCGGUUCCGUGAGGAACUCAAUCUGGACAUGGAGUUUGAUGAUAUCUUCACCAGGUACAUGUCCGUGAAGGAACUGAACGGCUUCCUCAAGCAAUACAGCGGGGCGGAAGAUUCAGUCCCUUCAGACAGCAUAUUGGAGCAGCCUCGUCCCGUCAAGGAUGCAGUGCCCGAGAUCCUGGGGCAAGCACCUGGGUUCUCCGCCACGGAGCCCGUCGAGGGUGCCAGCUUGUACGUCGGCGCAGUCUUUGAUGCCGCCCUUGGUAUCAUCUCUGAAGAAAGCGGUAUGGCGGUCUCAGAGUUGACGGAUGACUGCGUAUUUGCCGACAUUGGCAUUGACUCGCUCCUGUCCCUUGUCAUCGUCAGCCGCUUCCGUGAGGAACUGGAUCUAGACAUCGACGUAGACUCCGUCUUUAUCGACUAUCCGACGGUACAAGAGUUGAAGACAUUGUUCAAGCCGGAAGCCUCAGAAUCUGAAUACACCUGCCGGACUCCAUCAGAACAACUCGACCGGUCAGAUCAAGAUAUCUCUUCUGGAAAUCGUUCCUCGGCAACCUCUCAGGGCUCAGACUCCGAGCAGGAUGCCGCUGACCUGAAGGAGGAGCAUGCUGCCGUGCCGGCCGCGACCUCCGUGCUCUUGCAGGGAAUUCCCAAGUUCGCCGAAAAGAUCCUGUUUCUUUUCCCCGACGGCGCUGGUUCGGCAACGUCCUACUCUGGAAUCCCACGGCUGGGGUCGAAUGUGGCGGUAAUCGGCCUCAACUCUCCUUACUAUAAGAUCCCGGAGCUGUUCAAGUGCACCUUGGACGCCCUUAUCGACAGCUACAUCACUGAGGUCCGCCGCCGCCAACCCAACGGGCCGUACCACCUCGGUGGCUGGUCUGCCGGGGGCAUCCUCGCCUAUCGCGCCGCGCAGAAGCUAAUCAACGCCGGGGAAGCGGUGCACAAUCUCCUGCUGAUUGAUUCACCCGUGCCCAAAGGUCUUGACAAGCUUCCCCAGCAUUUCUACGACUACUGCAACAAGCUGCAACUGUUUGGUCAGCCGACCACCACCACAGGGUCUGCAGCCGCCAAACCUCCAGCAUGGCUAGUCCCCCAUUUCAACGCCACCAUCGACACGCUGCACGAGUACUUCGCCACGCCUCUACCAGUCGGGAAGACUCCACGCACGUCGAUCAUAUGGGCAUCUGAGAGUGUUAUGGACGGGAAGAAUGUGCCCAAAAUGCCUCCGCAUCCGGACGAUACCGAAGGCAUGAAGUUCUUGACGGAGGCUCGCACCGACUUUUCGGCCUGCGGAUGGGAGGCUUUGUUUCCCGGUGGCACAAUCAUCUUAGAUCGAACGGAGGGGUUGAAUCAUUUCUCGAUGAUGAGACGAGAACACGGGGCUAAGUUAGGGGGGUUUAUCACCCAGGCUCUGGCGUGA
Molecule: messenger RNA, 6501 nt
Organism: Aspergillus melleus
Lineage: Eukaryota; Fungi; Ascomycota; Eurotiomycetes; Eurotiales; Aspergillaceae
Gene: pksP
Product: polyketide synthase alb1
Exons: 7
Coding region: 1-6501 (2166 amino acids)
Biological process (GO): fatty acid biosynthetic process
Molecular function (GO): phosphopantetheine binding; fatty acid synthase activity; 3-oxoacyl-[acyl-carrier-protein] synthase activity
Source: RefSeq, a predicted model, not a curated record